CUCUUGCGUCUCAGACACCCGAUCUAAAGUGGUCGUGCCUAUAUACCACUGUCUCGAAACUCCCUGUAAUCGAAUGCUUUUUAAUAAUUGACGCGGUUUCAUACAUUUACAAAUUUGUGUCGUGACUCGUACACGUGCUCGACCAGCUGGGAAUUUCGGCAAAGAGGAAGUUUGGGCGAAUAUAUUUGACCACUCCCAAAGUUUCCACCCGGAAGCUUUCGAGUAUUCGACGGGAAACACUGCAGAGGUGACCACUGGUUCUUGUUACUUUUACUCACUAUCCAACACUACGAUGGUUGAAGAUCGCGCUUCUCUGGUAUUGCGGGCUAGGAUAGCUGAGCAGGCUGAACGUUACGAUGACAUGGCAGCGUCGAUGAAAACCCUGACGGAAUCGGACGUCGAUCUGCUCGAGAACGAACGCAACUUGCUUUCGAUUGCUUACAAAAAUAUGAUCGGUACGAGACGCAACGCUUGGCGAGUAAUUUCCACCAUCGAAGAGGCGGAAACGAAGGACACUAACCGGGAAUUGUGUUCAAAAUAUCGGGAGAAAAUAGAAAAUGAACUGCGGAAAAUAUGCGGCGAGGUUCAGGGUCUACUUGACAAGUACCUGAUCCCUAAAGCCGACUGCACUGAGGGCAAAGUAUUUUAUCUUAAAACAAAAGGCGAUUAUUACAGAUAUUUGGCAGAGGUUUCUAGAUCCGACGAAAGAAAACAAAUUGUAGAAGAUGCAAGCAAGGCUUACCAGGAUGCUUUUGAAGCGGGUAAAACACUGCCUCCUACCAACCACAUUCAACUUGGGCUCGUACUCAAUCUCUCAGUGUUUCAUUACGAAAUUUUAAACGAACGUGAUAAAGCUCGUGAACUCGCCAAACAGGCCUUCCAGGAUGCUCUGGCCGAUGUACAGCAAUUAGACGAUGGCGAUGAGGCUCUCAAUAAAGAUAAUAUGUUAAUUAUUCAGCUACUACGUGAUAACUUGAGUCUCUGGGAAUCUGAAGAGGGGAACGAGGAGACAUAAUAAACACGUACACCACGAGGCUCAAUUAUUCUAGUAUUUGUUAUUUUCGGGAGUAGGCUAUGGCGUGGGACAACCAGCUUUAUUUAUUUCUUAUUAAAUGCACUGCAACAUAUCGGAGAUCACGUGAUAUUCAAGUACUAAUCACAUGAUAGAACUUAGUUUUGCUUUAUUAAUAAAAUAAUAAAAAGCGUUAUAUAUACACA
Molecule: messenger RNA, 1218 nt
Organism: Saccoglossus kowalevskii
Lineage: Eukaryota; Metazoa; Hemichordata; Enteropneusta; Harrimaniidae
Product: 14-3-3 protein zeta-like
Source: RefSeq, a predicted model, not a curated record